Messenger RNA from Arabidopsis lyrata subsp. lyrata, 844 nucleotides. RefSeq names its product MLP-like protein 329. Gene Ontology annotation, biological process: defense response. The coding region runs from base 184 to 660 and encodes 158 amino acids. The record is from RefSeq and is a predicted model, not a curated record. The transcript has 2 exons. Lineage: Eukaryota; Viridiplantae; Streptophyta; Magnoliopsida; Brassicales; Brassicaceae.
ACGUGAAUACGACUCAUUCUAAAUAUAUUAGCAGUAGAUAUCGAAUAAGUAUAUAUUAACCUGGCUCACAUAUUUUACGUUUAAACCGUUACACACUCUUUAUAAACGAAGGAAGACCACACGUGAAAAUAGUCAUCAACCAAAGUAAAAAAGCGCACACAGACACAUUUCACUCACGAAGAGAUGGCGACAUCGGGAACAUAUGUGACGGAGGUUCCAUUGAAAGGAUCGGCGGAGAAACACUACAAGCGGUGGAGGGAUGAGAACCACCUCUUCCCCGAUGCCAUCGGCCACCACAUCCAAGGCGUCACCGUCCACGAUGGCGAAUGGGACUCUCAUGAAGCCAUCAAGAUUUGGAACCACACACAUGUACGUAUAUAUAUAUGUGCAGACGGGAAACAGGAAGUGUUCAAGGAAAGGAAAGAGAUAGACGAUGAGAAUAUGGUGAUUACGUUCAGAGGACUAGAAGGUCACGUCAUGGAGCAGCUUAAAGUGUAUGAUAUCAUAUAUCAGUUCAGCCAAAAGUCGCCCGAUGAUAUCGUAUGCAAGAUCACAAUGAUUUGGGAGAAACGAACCGAUGAUUCGCCCGAGCCCAGCAACUCCAUGAAGUUCCUCAAGAGCGUUAUUGUUGACAUGGACGACCACGUUGUCAAAGCCUAAAUCCAUUUCGAACCAUCGUCAUCACCUAUCAUCAUCAUCAUCAUAUAUGGCUCCUCUGUGUGUACAUCAUUUAAAUUAUGAGUAUGGCAACCUCUCCUUUUGUGCAUGGUUAAUUAAUUAUUAAAAUGUUUGUUUGACGUCCAAAAAAAAAUAAUAAUAAUAAUGAAUCCGUCUAAAUUUAACA